CCCGGACGUGAAAAGCAAAUUUUAUUUUAAAAUGAAAUCUCAAAGAUUUGUCGAGGAAACGCAACGCGAUUUUUUUUUACAAAAUCGGAAUCGAUACAUCGAAAAUGACGGUUAAACGUGGGUCGAUGCAUCGACGCGUAGAUCGUGUGAAGCGUGAACGUCUCUCCGGUUUGUACCAUGGAUCUUUAUCGUAAUUCUAAUUUAGUGCCAAGUGAUUGUCGAAGUGAGUGCGAUGCACGAGUUACAAAGAAUCUCUUCUGUUCCUGUGCCGAUAGAAUCUUCUCGUAAGCGGAACGAAUGAAAAUCCCCGCGGCACUGACGACCAUGACGACGACUAUGGCAAAUCUGACGGACUCAUUCUGACGAGGAUCUUGCCCCAAGAAUUGGAGAAAACGUUGCAGCUUAUUGUAAUAAGGAAUAUCGAAUAUGUCGAGAGCGCGAUCCCUUUCUGUUAUCGUCCUCGUUUCAACGUUCCCGGAGCGAGCCGUCGCAAACAUUUCGGACCGUGAAGAUGAGCGCUAUGGACAGGUACGAAUUAUAUUGACGUGACGUUUUAAAUUACGUCACGUCCUGUUGUCUGACAAUCUGACAGCUGCAAUUACCCAUGUGGGCUCUUCUCUAUGUCUCUUAUGGACUGAAAAUGAUUCAUAUCUAACAGCGAAGGAGGAUGAGGCGAUAGUUGUCUCGACGGCCACUGAAGACGUUGGCGAUGGACUCCAGGGCCACGAGAAUGACACCGAAGCCCCCAUGGAGAGCGUUUACAUGAUAUGCGGGGUAUCGAUCGCACUGGUCCUAGUCGGCAUCGUGAUAGUUCUCCUCGCGGUGACUAUCAGCAAACUGAGAAAACGGGAAGACCAUCACCAUCAAUCGGCUUCCCCUGCCACGAUUCACCCCGCGACGGUGGAAGGGAUAGGAUUAGAAGGAGGUGGAAUGAGGAGAACCACUACCACUAUAGUCCAAACGACCAUGAUGGUAGAUAACAAUAAUUGUACUACAUCCACUACUCUGGCGACCACCGAGACAGGGAUAGUAGGGCCCUGUUUGAUAGAGGAAGAGGAGGGAGAGAAGAGGCACGUCUAUGGGACAAAAGAACAAUUUGUCUGGCAGUUCCCUCCACCGUACCCCCCGGUCCAACAGUAUGGGUUCUACAAUGAUCAGGAGAGUCUGGUUCACUCUUUGCCGGGGGUAGAAAGGAACCCCAGUUUCGCCAAAGGGAUACGUAAAAACAUCGGGAGAUGGCGACGUCUCGUUAGAAGAAAACCGGAAACGGACUGCUGCGCAAUACCUCCGGAACUGAAAGACCAACUAAAAACUAUUUACGUCUACUGACGAUUAUCGUCAUUCUUAAACGAAUGAAAGUAAUUAUCGUCGUCCUGUGCAUAUGUAUAUAAAUAAUUAGGAGACUCGCAUAAUUUGAUAAUUAGUCGAUUAGCAUAAUAUGUUUUAGUAUUUUUUAAGCAUUAAACACCGACAAGUGCCUCCCUGUAUUAUAUGAUAGUAAUUUUUAUAAGGAUAAUUGUAAAAUAACAAUAAUAGAAGUUUGUCCAUUACCUAGUCAGUUAUUAAUAAUUAAUUGUUAAUUGUAAUACUUUCGUUUCUCUUGUGAAUAUUGUAUUAUAUAUUUUUUUGUGAAUAUAUAUAACUAUCGGAAUACAACGAUGACCAUAACGUACGAGAUGAAUAAAACGUAUUUCAAUAUA
Molecule: messenger RNA, 1700 nt
Organism: Ceratina calcarata
Lineage: Eukaryota; Metazoa; Arthropoda; Insecta; Hymenoptera; Apidae
Exons: 7
Coding region: 748-1329 (193 amino acids)
Source: RefSeq, a predicted model, not a curated record